AUGCUUAACAAGAAAACGUUGACGUUGAAAACGUCCAAGACGCUCGACGACGCGCCGUUGACCCCGGUCGACCAGACCUUGAGAACGCCCUUGGAUCCACCUAACAACCACCAGGCCUCCUACUUCAACUUGUACAACCACCCGCAAUACGCCGAGCUGGACGACCUCUUGACAGACGUGGACGAGCCCGCAGGCCGCUCCUUGAAAAACUACCUGCUCACCUUCACCCCGGUCUUUGACCAGCUCGUGCUCGCCAUCUACCUGGACAUCUUGCUGCUCCCGACCACCACGCCCUUUCUGGGGUCGGUCCCUCCCCUGGGACUCGUCUCCAAAGUCGCCCACGAAACCAUGAUCCUGCUUCUCCGCAACGCCUCCGACCAGCCUGUUUACGAUACCCAGAGCGUCCUCUCCCCGGACUUUCUCAAGAACCACGCCUACCAACCCAUCAUCUUGCAACUCAUCCGCAAGCGCUUCCUAGACUUGUGUGCCGCUCAGAAACAGCCCCAGCUGCUCUCGGCAUGCACAUCUGUUCUGGUGCCGGCUCCCAACAACGUCUACGCCGCCAGGGGCGGCCAGCUGUCCAUCCUGAACUUGCUGUUGAACGAGCAAAACGUCAACUCGUACCUGCAGCAGCAGCCCACCCUGGCAGCCCAGGCGGCCGCCUUGAGCCGUCUGCGCCUGUCAUCGCUUAAUUUGCGCAAGCACUCCCUCACACGAAACAACUCCUACAACGGCUCCAACUGGUUGCACGUGGGUAACCUUCUGAACAUCCGUCCAAACGCCAACUUGGGCAUGCACGCCGACCAGAACGCGUCCACGGAUUCGCUUCAACUGAUGCAUGACUUUGUCCCUAGAGCAUUUAUCCAGAGAAAUAACCUGAGCCUGGCUCUGCUGGGCCAGCCUCAACUACAACCAGCCCCUGGCGGCUUUAACGCCAUGAUGCUAGACUACCAAACGCCGCCCAGCUCGUCGAAAAGCUCCUUCUCGCUGGGCAGCACGCCAAACAACUCGUACGGAUCCUAUGGCGGCAAUUUCCAACCCACCCCCGGCUCCGCUGGCUCGGGCUCCGAAAUGGACGAAACAGACCUGGAACCCCUGCGUUCCCGCUCGUCCAGCCGUGGUAACGGCAUCAACGGUUCUUUCCCAAGACCUCUCACGAUUAAUACUGAUACCUGCAACUUCCUCCAAAACAUGAACAUGCAUAUCCCUGGUGGAUACUCGGGCCAGAACUACUUUGGUGCUGGUGAGGCGCUCAACUCGCCUUUUCUCUCAGCAACUACGCCUUCCGAAGAAUCUGGCUACUUUGGCCAUCCCCUGUCAAACGGAAUUGGAAGCACGCUGCCCAGCACUGGUGGCUUACGCGGCGGUCCCUUGAUUCCAGGGAGUCCCGUGAAGGAGCCCGCCAUGGCCAAUGGCAACAACAAGAUCAACUUGCCUGGGCAGUUCAGUCUAAGUGAAAAGAAACGCGACUCGUUGAAGAUGAAGAGGGGCAUUCACUGA
Messenger RNA from Candidozyma duobushaemuli, 1500 nucleotides. RefSeq lists its product as uncharacterized. The transcript has a single exon. Bases 1 to 1500 code for a protein of 499 amino acids. The record is from RefSeq and is a predicted model, not a curated record. Lineage: Eukaryota; Fungi; Ascomycota; Pichiomycetes; Serinales; Metschnikowiaceae.